AUGGUAAUGCAAGACAAAGUUUUCGACGAGCGCAUGCCUUCCCAGGUCACCGCGCAGGUCGCGCCUACUCCACCGGACUCGUCCACCCCACACCCAGACUCACGUUCUCAGCCGCAGUCCGAUUCCUAUAUCAUGUCGCAACCCGCCGAAAUCGAACCUCUUGUUUCUAGUGCCCUGCCUGUCUCUACCAGUGAGCCCGACUUUGGUUCAAGUUUAGGUUCAUCUGCGGUCGAUGUUGACUCACCUGAAGGCACUGAAGCACGAAUCAACAUGGAGGGUCCUGUAUCUUCGCCGACCCAUAGCAGCCCUACUAUGGCUCCGCAAAUCCGGGACCAUGUGCAGGAGUCUUCGCAUACACAAGAGAAAAAGCACGUCGAUCGCACAACCCCUAUCACUCCGCCUUCUACAAAGGAUGCUGGCAACAAGAUGUCUACGACGCCACUAAUUACUCCCCCGGCGGCAGAGCAAGUAGCGACACUAGAUGAUACUCCCGGGUCUCCUACGCCGUCGAGUACAGCACGACCCUCCGAUCGGGCGCUCUCUCGCCUGGAGCUCUUCGAGUGGCGCAGCAAAGGAGCAAUUCAUAAGCACUACAAGGGAACUGACAUUUUCCACAAGACACGUUCUUCGAUGAGGUAUCAAUCCAGGAGAAUGCUCAUCUUUGCUUCUCGCGGGUUUGAACGCGGAGUUCUGCCUACGAGACAGACAAAGCCCCCUCUGCUGAAGCGGCGUCACAGUAUCGAUGCCAAUACUACCAAGAAUUGGAAGAUGCAAAACAAUGCCUGUUGGCUGCAUUAUAGCUCAAAAGUAAACGAGUUGCAGCCACAUGCUCACUUUGGUGCACGGCCGACUAACAUUGUACAGAAAGAUAUUCCUUGGGUACGAUCUCACGAGAUAGAACUUCCAUUCGUAUAUCCAUCACAUUCUCCAAUUCCCGACCCCCGUCGAUAUGCUGCCUUCGGUCCAGCAUUCGACAUUGAGACUCCGCACAACAAUGAAAUUUUCCUUGAGCUCGGAGACGUCACCAUACAAAACGACGCCUUUGAUUACAUUGGCGCUACCAGCUAUCAUGAGUCUAAACUAGAAGUGUGGAUGCGUGGUGAGAGUCUAGAUAUGGCUCUUGAAGUACUUCGCCGCGAUGAAGAUUGCGACGCUCACGGUAUCGACAUUGUCAACUCCACUGUGGCCCAGAUUUGCUGUUUCGCCGCAAAUAGUUCAAAUGGCCCUUCUGGGGAAUACGAACAAUACAAGGCACGUUACCACAACAAGAAUUGGAUCAUCGUCGUUUGUAACGAUGCCAUGGGUGGUAUCGAAAAUAAUGGGACCAGCGGAUCGCAUUGGUCCAUGGUAGCCAUGGAUAGGAUCUCGAAGCGUGCGUACUAUUACGACUCUUUGUACGCUCAUUACACGGAUUACCAGAACUUGGGUCGCACUAUCUCCAUGGGUCUGCUCAACAUUCUUGAUGAAGACAUUUCGAGGUGGACAUAUGAGGUACAGCUCGAGAGCCCGAACCAGAACUGGCACAAUUUGUUCAGGCACGAUGGCGGUGCUUGUGGACCUUUUGUAUUCAAGAUGACGCAAAUCCUGAUUGAACAUAUCAAAGGUCAGCAAGCGCUGAGUCUCGAGGAUCAGUGCCAUCUCGAACUAGACGAUUCGUUUGCGACGCAACUGUUCAAGCCGCGAUUUCAUUCGGGUCAUGUUCGCAACGAGAUAAAGGCCAGGAUCCGUCGCUGGCGUCACAUUUCCCGGGCUUCGGCGUUCGUAGACCAACACGACCACUAUGCUAUCCACGAUACGAAUGCUGUUCUGAGGAACGGGCCAGUCGUCGCUUUCCAGAUUCCUCCGAAGCCACGGCUUCCAGUUUUGCGUCGGACUCAUCACAUGGGCAGGUACUCCGGGUCACAUCACACAAGACGUCGUUGCUCUAGCGGCACCAACUACCAUGAUUCCACCGAUGUAGACGAUAGCGAUGAGAACUACGUCACCUACGACAACAGCAGUGACAGCGGUCGUAGCACUGCAGGUUCCUCAGGCGGUGAUACCGUAGUCAUCGGGCACGACGACCUCUGGGGAGACGCAGGCGUCGAUGUCAACAUGGACGACGAUGACCUUUAUCCUGACCUCAACGGCAGUGUUCAACUUAUUGAUGAGACUGAUGGAGUCCUAGACGAACACGUAUCGGCUGGCUAUCGGAGGAUUGUGAACAACUCACCGGAGCCUGACAAUGAGGAACAAGGACCCAGCGUUACUAGGCUUGCUUGA
Messenger RNA from Alternaria atra, 2262 nucleotides. RefSeq lists its product as uncharacterized. The record is from RefSeq and is a predicted model, not a curated record. Lineage: Eukaryota; Fungi; Ascomycota; Dothideomycetes; Pleosporales; Pleosporaceae. Gene Ontology annotation, molecular function: cysteine-type peptidase activity. The transcript has a single exon. Bases 1 to 2262 code for a protein of 753 amino acids. Gene Ontology annotation, biological process: proteolysis.